AUGAAGAGUCUUCGGAGCAAAGCCUCGCACUUCUUUCGAGAUAGCCCAAGUCGUGAUGAGAAGACCGCCAUUACCGAUAGCUCAGAUGUCGACUUUGACGCUGGGAUCCAAGAUGCUGGUAUGAAGAACAAGCCAUCGCGGUUCUUCCGGCGCAGAAACGACAAGCCGGAUACGCCACUGCCCAUUCUGUCUUCCAAAUCUUCAUCAUCGACACUGUUUGCUCUGGUCUCCGACCGUGUAACCCCGACAGAACUGGGCGAUAGCUUUGAGAACUUGCCCGAAUAUGAUGAUGACGACGGGGAAAACACAAAUGCACCUCUACCAGCUUCGCGCAACUCUUCGGCUAUGUCAGAGCACGAACAUACCAAAGGUGGUUUUAACUUGCAUCGACCUAAGUCUCGCCCCAGCUUCGCAUUGCUGAAGGGCAAAGGCAUGUUACUCACCGUUUCCGCAGCUCGUGGGUCACACAUAUCUCAUACCAAGGCUCAAGGCCGCAGCAUCUCCAUCUCGCGCCCUCGACUUAUGGCACAGCUCUGCAGUCCUCCUAUCCUAGAGAACCCUAUCACGGUACCUUUCGAGAAGCGCCCCGGUCCGCCACCUGUUCGUCCUCCUCGGCCAGAUAGUCUCGAUGAAGAGACGCUAGCUUUUAUGCGCGAAAGCGGUACUCGUAUAUUUCUUCUAUCCAGCAACCGUGGUAGCGCAAGCACGGCGACGACUUCCACAUCUCGUAGUCAAUCCAGUUCCAUCGAGGCGCGUCUUGGAUUCCCUUCUGGCUGCGGUACUACUCCACGCAGCUGCUCUAUUGAAUCACCCCUUGCAGCGCGCUUCAUGCUAGAUCCUAAUCAGCGUCUGACCGUUCGCGACAGCAGUGAUGGUAUGGGAUACAGUCGCUUCAGCGAGUAUGUUAGAUAUCGACACGACAGUGUACGUGCGGCGGAUGGUGUUGAUGCAGAGGAUCGGGAGAUUGGACCUAUUGAGAGGUAUGAUGCUAGCAAGGAAGGUGACUGGACGCUUGAGAAGCGGGUUAGCCAAGGACGCGAUGGGAAGGGAGGCGGCAUGUUGUUUCGCGACAGGUGGGGUGGCUUCCACUUUGUCGCUGAUAUCUGA
Messenger RNA from Alternaria arborescens, 1107 nucleotides. RefSeq lists its product as hypothetical. Lineage: Eukaryota; Fungi; Ascomycota; Dothideomycetes; Pleosporales; Pleosporaceae. The record is from RefSeq and is a predicted model, not a curated record. The transcript is spliced from 4 exons. The coding region runs from base 1 to 1107 and encodes 368 amino acids.